GUGACCAUAAAAAUGACAAUAAUGUCAUGUGAUAAUAUUGUUGUUCAAGAUGGCGACGUGUGAUAUCAGAUUGUACAAUAUUAUCGUGCUUGGUGUCUCUUUUAUGCUUAUAUUUACAGCAUUCCAAACAUGCUCAAUGAUAGAGAAAACGGUACUGGACAGUGUUAAAGCAGAUGGUAAUGGCACUAAUCCUGGAGAUGGCUACACUAGUCUGUGUAUUAUCUAUGCUGUGUUCUCAGCAUCUAAUUGGGCAGCACCAUCUGUUGUCAAUUUUGCUGGACCAAAGAUAUCUAUGAUAAUUGGUGGUAUUAUGUACUUUUUAUUUAUUUUAUCAUUUUUAAAACCGAUGGAAUGGUCGUUAUAUUUAGGAUCAGUUUUAGUGGGUUUCGGAGCUGCUAUUCUGUGGACGGGACAGGGAAACUUUUUAACAAUCAACUCAGAUUCAGAAACAGUUUCAAGAAAUAGUGGAAUUUUUUGGGCACUUCUUCAAUGCAGUUUACUGUUUGGAAAUAUGUACAGUUAUUUUGUAUUUAAGGGAAAAUCCCACAUUUCAUCUACAGAUAGAACUGAUUUAUUUAUUGGUCUGAGUUCUGCUGCUCUGGCAGGAAUUUUAUCAUUACUUCUACUUAGAAAAAAAAGGAACACUGACAGUGAAAAUCUGGUUAAUCUUAAUUCAAGCGGUACAACAGAACCAUCCGACUCACCUCUUCAAGCUCUUAAACGUUCCUUUCAACUGUUAAAAACAAGAGAAAUGUUGUUUCUUAGUGCUGCAUUUGCCUAUACAGGUUUAGAGUUAACAUUUUUUAGUGGUGUAUAUGGAGCUAGUAUUUCACAUGAUCAACAUUUUGGGGCAGACAGAAAUGGUCUCCUAGGACUGUCUGGGAUAUUAAUAGGUGUAGGAGAAAUUCUAGGUGGUGCCAUGUUUGGCCUGUUUGGAAAAAGAACCAAUAAACAUGGAAGAGAUCCUAUUGUAUUAAUGGGUUAUUUAGUUCACAUGACAGCCUUUUAUUUGAUAUUCAUCAACAUACCACAGAAUGCACCAAGUGUAGAAACAAACGAUUUUACUUAUGUAAUGUCCAAUAAAGUUGUAGCCUUGUUAUGUAGUUUCUUCUUGGGAUUUGGUGAUAGCUGUUUCAAUACCCAGCUGUAUUCAAUGUUGGGUUAUAUGUUUCCUGAAGACAGUUCACCAGCAUUUGCUUUAUUUAAAUUCGUUCAGUCAAUUGCUGCUGCCAUUGGUUUUGCCUACAGCAAUGUUUUACUACUAGAAUGGCAACUAUUAAUAUUAGUCAUAUCCGGAACAGCUGGAUGUAUAUGUUUCAAUAUCAUAGAAUGGCAGAACUCAUGGGCAGUUAAAAGUGGCUAUCAGACAAUUUAACUUGAUAAUGUAAAUAAAGUUUGAAUAGUUUGGUAGAGAAAGACAGAAGAAGGAAGAAGUCGCUGGUCUGAUGAAUACUCCGCUAGUCCACCAAAAGACACUAAUAAAUAAUCUAUAAAUUUAAUAUUUUAGUUUUAUCUUAAAGAUACAUUAUGGGAGAUUAGAUAAAGAGCUAGCAGUUCUCACUAUAAUAGUUAAAAACUAGAUAAUGUAAAAGGAAUUUGCUGAAAAUUCCAGUCAAAUUGACCCACUAUAAACUGAGAAUUUAGCAAUUGAAUUUUCGGCUUAGCCUCGAUCAUCAUUAUUAAAGUCUGUACGAUAAAAAACAUAGUCUCAAUUAUCCAUUUCAUGAUUUAAUCAUGAAUGAAAGUUGAGCAGCAAAUCAGAUCAUAAUCCAGUAAAUAUUGCAGGCUAACGAUGACAUCAAGAGUUGAUUAUGGUCUGGAUAAGUUAAUUAAUGUCUAAUUAAUAAUUUAUAAAACAUUUAAGUCCUAAAGAAAGACCUGCAAUAGACAGAUUUAGCUCUUUCAUAAUGUAUGUUUAAGGAAGAUUAUUCUAAUACUCUUUUUUAUUUGAAUUGUAUUAAAUAAAUAUUCCAAAUGUAUCUAGCUAGCAAUGUGCCACACUGUAAAGAAGGUAUUAAUGUGUAAUUAUAUUUUGCUAAAACCAAGUAUGUAUAUAAAAUGUGCCACACUAUCAAGUAGAUAUUAAAUGUGUUAUUAUAUUUUUCUAAAACCAAGUAUGUAUAUAAAAAGACGAUGUAUUAACUUUUGAAUAAGGAAAACCUUUUAAUAAGGAAACUUUUUUAUUUUUGUGUACAUAUCGUAGAAUUAAAACAAAUUACAUGACUGUAAAUCUGUCUGUUCUUAAAAGGGGAAUUAUGUAAGAUAUAGAGCUGGCCGUUCUGGCUAUAAUAUUUCAAAAAUAGAUAAUGUAAAAUGAAUAUAUUGAAAAUUUACUUCAAAUUACUUUAUUACUAUAGUUAUCAAUAAUUAUAGUUAUAACAAGAUGUGUACUGGUCAUUCAAGACUUAGCUUCGCUCUCCAUAAAUUAAAUCAUAAAACGGCCAAACUGUUCUAAUCUACUUAAAAUCAGAGACAUCCGAUGGCAUCAAGAGUUGAUUAUGGUCUUGUCAUGUUUAUAAAUGUCUAAUAAAUAAUUUAGAUAACAUUUCAGGUCUAAAGAAAGACCUGCAGUAGGCAGAUUUAGCUCUUGUAUAAUGCAUGUUUAAGCAUGCUCAUUGAUGAAUUUAGCUCUCAAGAGACAGAAAUUAUUAUUAAUAUAUGGGAAUGAUUCUGAGUGGUUAGGUGUUAUAACCAUUCGGAAGCCAUGUUGGCUCACUAAGUCACCAGGAGGUCAGGGGUUCGAUCCUGGUUUUGGUCGAGAAUGUACGUCGUCAUUUUCCAUUGUGGUUUCCUAACUGCCCUACAUUAUACAUCUCUCUCUCUCUCUCUCUCUCAAUUUUAAUCUAUGCAUAGUAAUGAUAGUCUAUGCAUUAAUUAAAUUUCUAAAGCGGUAGACACACACCUGAAUGAUUCGUCCGAAUCAAUCGGCGUCGAAAUUCGCCUAGUGUGUCCACUGUCAUUCGGCCAAAUGAUUCACCCGAAUCAAACAGGUUUGAUAUAUUCGACUGAAUUAUAUUCGUCUGGUGUGUCUGCUUAGCCGAAGCAUUCGGCCGAAUGUAGAAUUCAUUAGCCAAUCACCACUCAUCAUCCACUCAUACCGAGAAGUCAGGUGAUUGUUUGAAGACAUAGACGCCGCCAUGUUUAAUCAUGUGAGGUGAAAGGUGAUGCAAUCGACUGGUGAAUCGGGCGAAGCAUUCGACUAGUGUGUUUACCCAUUCGGCCGUAUAAAAUUUGGCGCCGAUUGAUUCGGGUAAUGUGUCCACUGCUUAAAAUUUGAAGUUGAUUUCAAUGUUUAAUUGUGUCUCAUA
This is a messenger RNA of Patella vulgata (common limpet), 3308 nucleotides long. Its product is annotated as UNC93-like protein MFSD11. The record is from RefSeq and is a predicted model, not a curated record. The transcript has 14 exons. NCBI's taxonomy places the organism in Eukaryota, Metazoa, Mollusca, Gastropoda, Patellidae. The coding region runs from base 50 to 1375 and encodes 441 amino acids.